GUUUCAAUCAGGCAUCAUACAUACGGACAGGGUCCCGAAACUAGUAAAACUUGAAUGAGUUACUCCAUUAUUACCAUUAUUAAUUACUUCUGUGGUAUUCCUGCUAUGUCAAAAUGUCUAUGGGGAAAAAACAACUAAAAAUUAUUUUGGUGGCUUGACCUGAUGAGUCAUGUAUAAUUAACUAUUUUGAUUACUAUUUUUUGAAUGGGACAUUACAAUAUUUCAGGAAAAUUUGCCAUUAUUCUUGACUUGACAAAAGGAAAUAUACUUUCCAUACCUUUUAAGCAUUUACUCUUUGUUUAACCUGUCAGACAUUCCUCAGGAAAACUAAUCCAUGUCAGAAUGAGAGUAGAGAUUGAUCCUCAUUGAUUCUAGCAAAGUUAAAGUAACACCCAGUGUGAUUAAAUCCUCCAAGAAUGUGUUUCUCAGAAUGGGAGUAAACACAUCGAGAACAUUGUAGAAUAACUAGCGGAACAUUGAUAUAAUAAUUAUGAGGCUUUUUUUUUUUUUUAAACACAUGGUUUCAAAUCAGCAUUGCCUCAUUUCAAGCUCAAAACCAUCUGCAUGUACAUAACACUGUAUGGUUUCAUACACUUUGUAAACAGAAUCUGUUUUCACACCUUUUGUGUCCUUAAACAUCUGUAGUGCAGUAUCCUUGAGACCUGUUUGCUCACGGUGAAUUUAGCUAUCGGAGCUGUGCAUGUAAAUCUGCUAGUCAUAUCAAAUGACAUCCCUUUUGUUCAUGGCCUUAUACCUGGGCUUGUUCAGCUGCCCCUCACCUGCCAUAAUGCUUUGUGAGCACAACUACAUCCCCCAUGAGGCUUUGCGUCUUCACAACAUUUACUGAAAAUGCCGAAAGUACAUUCUACAAGCAAGCUGGUCUGAGACACUGAAAUGUGAAUUUCCCUACACUUCUACAGAUGGAAUUUGUGUUUUGGAUGUAAAACACAACAAGAGAGUCACUUAGUGGCCAGCCAAUCAGUGGUGAUAUCGUUGUCAACAGGUGGGUUGAGUCUCUCUGUUCAUCCAAGCCCUCCCUCUGCUGUGUGGGCCAUCUGGAAUUACAGUGUUCACGGGCUACUGGGCAGGAGAACGAGAGAUGCAUCAUUCGAACACUCUCCUGUUGAUCAUACAGACGAUGAAGCUCCUUCGUGUGACUGUUGGGAGGUGGCUGCAUUGAUUUCAACAGGGACGGGCUGAGCAGACAGGACAAGCUCAAGGGAUGGUAUGGAUGAUCAGCGGCUGGUGUUUCCAUUAUUCAUGUGUUAAAGGUUCUCAGAGGGGAGAAACAAAGCGGCAACAGGGGCAUUGUUCUGUGAAGCAACCAUGGAAGCAAUUGGAGAAACUUCAUUUCCAGAUGACUCUGGGAGUCGGGGCCUGUGUCCAGAGCCUCACACAGGCGCUGCAGCGGCCCCGGGCUGGGCCCACCUCCACAAACCCAUCAUUGUGAUGGUGAUGGGAUCUCUGAUGUCUGCUGUGGGCGGACUCCUCUUCCUGCUCCAGUCACUUGGGGUGACUGAGGCGGCCCGCUCCGUUGCCUCGGCCUGCCUCUCCAUAGGGCUGAUGUUUGUUGUGAUGGGGCUGGUGUGGAUCCCCGUACUGAAAGAGAAGCAGAGGAGGAAACGGUACAGCCAGGCGGCUUGAAUAGAAGUGACUCUACAAUGUGAAAGUGGACAUGCUAUUUUUUGUCUGUGAUGAUGCAACUGUUUCCUUUGAAACAUCCAAUACAUUUCACAAAGCCGGUGUGGUGUUUGCUGAUAACCGCUUGCGUAAAUUGUACUUUGACCACUGCAGGAUUGUCCGUGAGUCAAUGAGGAUUACACUUCAGCUGUCCAGCAGAUACACAUCUGGACUAACUCUGGGAAAAGACUGUUUCUGUUUUGGAGGACCUCUGCUUCCACCAUGUCAACAUCUGUACAGGUAGAGCCAGUCAUGGAGAUAAGGUACGGAGGAGUCGGGCGCUGCAAGUGCUCGUUCUGGUUCGCAGUGGCCCAUGACAUAUUGGGUGUCUUCAUCAUGAUGGUGGGGGUGUUUGGAGGACUGGUCAUCCACGAUUUGUUCAUCUACGCGGGGGCUAUCAUCAUCUUCCUCAGCCUGAUCUGGUGGGUGUUCUGGUACUCGGGGAACAUUGACGUGCCACCCGAGGAGCUGGAGGACGACGUGGGCCUGAUCAAGCUGAAGAACCGUGGACUCAGCCGGGCGGUGAGGCGCGUGUCCGACCGCCUCUCCAGCAGGAUCAGGAACUCUUUCAGAAAGAACGGCAACAGCAGGCCUUCAAACCCCGGCACGGAGGAGUCGCUCUCCACUAUCUACGACACCACCUUCGCCUGCUCCUCUAAAGAACUUGUGAGAGAGACACUGUCAAUAUGAAUUAACCCAUUACAGACUGUAAAUAACACGCUGAACUUGAAUCUUUAUGUUUGUUUUCUUUCCUCCUCAGUUUAUUCUGUUGAAAGGGAUUUUGUGUUUGCACUGCUAUCAUGUAAUGAUUAGGCAACACUGAGGUCUUGUCAAGAUGACAUCCACAUGCUCUUAUCUAGCUGAUAAGAUUGUAAACUUUGAACACUAUAACACAGUGUUGCAAAAAAAAUUGAUUCAGAAACCACGGCAUUCUCAUCAGUCACUAUUUUGCUGUCAAUCAUGUUUGGUUGAUUCACAGAUAUUACAGAGUAGGGAUGUUAAUAGAAAAAUAAGGGACUUAUUUUGAUGAAGCUGAUUGUGUGAGCAGAAUAUUUAUAGCUGCCUUUUUUUUUUAACAAGGACACCAUUGGAUAUAAACCAAACGAGCCAGAAGGAUUAGUCAUGCAAUUUAUUUGUUUUUUAUUUUUAUAUCUCGUUGUAAAUUGAAUCUAUAAUCUCCCCCAUUCUAAGAUUGGAAGGACAGUUCAGUUCACUAAUCCAUCCGUCUCCAACUGAACUGAAAGGUCCCUGGAGGUUUUAAGUCUGAAUUGUUAUUGAAUUGAACUGUAUUUUCAGUGCAGCUGAAUAUUGGACAGUGAAUGGCUUGCAUUUAUUAUUGAUGAAUCAUGUUGCUGUUUGGGGCUUUGGCAAUGCUUCCUUCCUGAGAAAUAUAUGACUACCAAACCAAAAAAGCUGUAAAUAGUCAGAUUAUUUCAAUUCUUCCUUCUUUUUAUUUAUUUAAUUAACUGUUUCACAGCCAUCUUCAGCUUCCUGGAGUAUAAUCUCCAUGUACAAAAUAUACUGUAUGUAUGCAUCCACGUAAAGGAAAGAAUCUUAAGUUAUCUAGAGUUAUCUACAUCUCAGACAGUCUCUUUCCGCUCUGGUCUGACAAUAUCUCAUCUUUGCAAUUCUCUAAUAAAACUCCAACACACACACACUUACGUAUGUUUGAUGCACAGAUACUAAAGCCUUAGAUUAGAUAAAACCAAAGUGAUCAGAGUACAGAUUGAAGAGGACUGUGAUGAUUCUCAGGUCAUCUGAUUACCACUGAUCGAGUCAUGUGAUAUCCAUAACUCAGUUUCGUCUGAUUUAGUGGUAUGGAAGGAAAAUAAAUGUCACACAGACUGUAACGUAAUGGGUGUUCUCUAAUCUGCUGGUUUUCAGUUGAUUUGCAGGCUCAGAGGCUCUUUCUGAGUUUUCAAUGUAUUUUUUAUAAACCAAAGUAUUGGACAAAUUGAAGUUUAACCUGAUGAUGGCGCUAGAUUAAAAAAGUCUGAAUCGUCAGUGAUUACAAUUCAUCUUGAGCCUGAGAGGUUCAGAGGUUGAUUGAUGGGCAAGAAGCAUCCUGAAAUAAAUACUCCAGGAAAGAAAUAGAAGGAAAUUAAUACAUACUCAGAAUAUAUUGAAGCAAAAUAAUAUAAUGGUAAUGCAGUUUUGUAGUAAUGAACAUAUGUAUUUAUUUCAGUAGAUUGAAGUUGUCUGUAUUCUUAUUUUUAUUUUUAACAUUUUAAAUUUAACAAUAUAAUG
Molecule: messenger RNA, 3927 nt
Organism: Anoplopoma fimbria (sablefish)
Lineage: Eukaryota; Metazoa; Chordata; Actinopteri; Perciformes; Anoplopomatidae
Product: transmembrane protein 238-like
Exons: 1
Coding region: 1903-2370 (155 amino acids)
Source: RefSeq, a predicted model, not a curated record